UAAUGCCCCAAACUUGGAGGCUUAUAUGCUCCCUGGAAGCCUUAAUAGAGAAGCAUGAUUUGAAAUUCUCUGCAGAAGAUUUAGGCUACACUUACGACUUGCGUACCUCAGGAAAAGGCCGGUUCAUUCUCAAAGUUAAGGCCGGCAGAGAACCGUUGAUCCUCGGAAUAAGCAAUGCGAAUGACAGAGGGUGGAUGACCAAAUUUUUCUUCGUAGAGAGAUCUUCCCUUGGCGAGAACGGAGGAAGCUUGACCGACGACUGGGGAACUACUAGUGAGGAUAAGAAAACCAUUCCUCUCGAAUUUGGCUCUCAAGCGGAGGAACACACCGUUCGUCUUCUGGAUCUUGGGACUGAAGCACGUUUAUACUCAGUACUAGUUACUGAAAUCAAAGGUACGGAUGAAGAAACUCAUGUGAUUACCCCUCUUUGUGUAGGCGUACGCCAUUCUAUCAGAUGUUUGUCUAUGUUGUCUAGCCUAUCCAAAGAUGGAUCCUCUAUUCAGUUGAAGGUUCCGAUAAGGAGGAUGAUGUUGUCAGCAUAGACGAGGAGACGGGCAUGCAGCGAGCUCCAGAAGGUUGCCUUUCGGUUUCCUUGGUUAAUCCCAUCUCAGCCUUGCCAUCUACUGCUGCGGGUAAUCCAUCCUCUCCCGUUAUUAUCUAUAUAUUCUGUUCAGCUGCUUCUUCUUCAACUAGCACUCGUAAACCUUUGAAUCCCCUCGACCCUGCUCGUUUAUCAUUGAAAUGGAAGAAAAUGACUCCCCCUCUCUCUCCCGUUGUUAAAGCAAGGCCUGCGGAAGCUUUCCCCCUACCUAAGCCUUCCGAACCUGUGAUUAUUAAUAUCCGAGCCAUGCCCCCAGUUGAGUUGAAUGCCGAAUUCUUUGGCGGCUUUCAUGGCUUGGACAAGGUCUUGCAAACAAGAAAGGAGAUCUCCCCGCUACUGUUGCCUUCAACUGGGAAUGCGUUUUCGGACGUCGCUCUUGCCGACAUGCUUUCAGCUUCGUCUGAAUUUUUAUUUCAGGGAAUGCAAGUUUCCUUGGCAGCUGAAGAACGCAUCCGAGAUCUGGAGGGUUCAUUGGUUGUUUCUAAACAAAGUGAGGAGGCUGCGGAAAAGAAGUUAUCCGAGCUGAACCAGAUGAAGUUGAAGUUGGACGAGAAAAUUCUUGCUCAAGAGGAAGUUGUCAACCGGUUGAAUGACGAAAUAAAGGUCCUAAACGCGAAGCUGGAGGUCCAAGCUGCUAGGAUCAAAUCCCUGGAGGACUACGGGAGGAAGAAAAGGCAAGAAGUCAUUGAUACAACUGAGUUUUACGCCUGGCAAACCAAGAAGGAUAUCAUGAAAUCUUUCCUUGCUGGUGAAUCUGACAAAUGGGAUCUGCAAGCUGAUAUUGACACUUGGGAAAUGUAUUUCGAAGGCUCCGACCCUCCUGUAGGUGAUGAUGGAUUUGAUUUGGGCACUUGCAAUACCGAAGCUGAUUCUGGUCCCUCCACCAAAUAUGAUCUUGUCAUUGUUUGCUUUUCUUACAUGUGGACAUCUUCCGUUUGCUAAUCUGCUUUUCACUUAAUAUACAUCACAUUUUGGGCCACAUCGACGGGUGGUUUAUCCCGUAUUCGGUGGUCUUGUUUCUCUCUUCAUACACAUCCUAUUUUGAGCCACACCGACAGGUGGUUUAUCCCGUGUUCGGUUGUCUUGUUUUCGUCAUCGACUCAUAUCUCAUUGUCGGAGUUUGACAUUUAUGUGCAAUUGAC
This is a messenger RNA of Cuscuta europaea, 1743 nucleotides long. Lineage: Eukaryota; Viridiplantae; Streptophyta; Magnoliopsida; Solanales; Convolvulaceae. The record is from the annotation of a GenBank genome assembly.